AUGGCGGCUCCCAUAAUAGAAACAUGUCAUGUCGCAUGUUGUGCAAAUCGAACCCCAAAUGUUCUUUCAUGGGGUCGUGGGGGACUCAUUGCAUAUGGAACAUGCAAUUCUGUCGCUCUCUAUGACCCACAGGUUAUAUAUCUCUUUCACAAUUUAAAUGUAUUCGUGUCGUUGCAGUUGCAGCAUAGGCUAGCUAGCUACAUCAUCAGUUUUGUCAUUUUUGACCAUUCACGUUAAUCAGCUUUAUUUUGAAUUGUGCUUGGGGUCCAUAGGUUAAGGUAUAUUUGCUGUGACAGUCAGCUUUACUCUUUACAUACCAUUCUACAGGAGAAAGGUGUUGUUGCUAUCCUGAAUGGACAUACCGGGAGGGUGAACACAGUCCAGUGGGUCCACAGAGAGGACUGUGGUGAGUAGCUAGCUACCUGCAUGCUUUGGUAUGCUGAUAAUAUGCUUUAUAUGCUUCAUCCAAUGUUUUGAUAUGCUGAUACUAUCCUUUCAUAUGCUGAUAAUAUGCUUUAUCCAAUGUUUUUGAUAUGCUGAUAAUAUGUUUGAUAUGCUUCAUCCAAUGCUUUGAUAUUAUGAUAAUAUGCUUUAUGUUUCAUCCAAUGCUUUGAUAUGCUGAUAAUAUGCUUUAUAUGCUUCAUCCAAUGUUUUGAUAUGCUGAUAAUAUGCUUGAUAUGCAUCAUCCAAUGCUUUGAUAUGAUGAUAAUCUACUUUGUUUCAUCCAAUGCUUUGAUAUGAUGAUAAUAUGCUUCAUGUUUCAUCCAAUGCUUUGAUAUGCUGAUAAUAUGCUUUAUAUGAUUUAUCCAAUGAUUUAUGUUUCAUCCAAUGCUUUGAAAGACUGUUUCUGACAGUUGGUUCUUCCUCCCUGAUGUCUGCUACAGGUAGAGAAACUCACCUGGUGUCAGGAGCGUCUGACAGUCUACUGAUUGUGUGGGAGGUCCAAGAUGGGAAGGUGUGUUAAUGCCACUAGAAGCAGGAAUAGGCCUCAUACCAUACGUUAAUGAUCUGUAUUGACACUUCUGUGUACAUUUGACACAUUAUCAAAACACAGCAAUAGUUUCACUUAUAUUGAUCUCUUCUAAGGCAUAUGUUUUGUGUUUGUGCUCCCCUGCCCCAGUUUAACCACUGUGUUGAGUGUGUUGGACAUACUGGACCAGUGUGUGCUGUGGAUGCCAUCCACCUGGACAACAGUAAGCUACUCAUCGCCUCCACAGCCUCCGACUCCACUGUCAAACUAUGGCUCUACACUGGGAGUAAAGGUAAGGGAAGCUUUUUUUGUCCCAACAAUAGACUAGUGUCCUGUCCAGGGGGUGUACUUGUACAUCAAGCUGCCUCACGCGACAGAAACAGGAGAUGGAAACUAGCUCGGACAAGGCUACUUUACUUGAUGCUUUUUUUAUGACAUGGAACAGGUAAAGGAACUCUUUAGGAGAGUCAGAUUGGGUAAGGCAAUCAGAUCAGUGAUAUUGGCCUUUGGACUCAUGGGCUGCGUCCCAAAUGGUACCCUGUUACCUAUGUAGUGCACUACUUUUGAUCAGGGCUCAUGGGCCGCCCAGCCAUUUUCAUUUGUAUUUUGUUACCUCAGUAGUACUCUCAACUACCCUGUCUCUACAUGAUUAGGCUACACAAACCCCAAUGUUAGCCAAAAGUCUGCUUAUUUUUAUGUAAGACAGAGCGAAGUGAGGUGGUGUAGGGUGAAGUUGCCCCUAGACGCUGAUCGUUGGUCAGUUUUAAAAUAAAACAUGUAUUUGUCACAUGCUUAAUAAACAACAGGUGUAGACUAACAGUGAAAUACUUACUUACAGGUCCUUUUCCAACAAUGCAGAGUUAAAGACAAACAUUAAAAACAUUUAAAUAGUGACAUGAGGAGUAAAUACACAGUGAAUAACAAAUAACAAUAACGAGUAAAAAUAACAUGGCUGUAUACAGGAAGUACCAAUACUGAGUUGAUGUGCAGGGGUACGAGAUAAUUGAGGUAGCUAUGUACAGUGCAUUCGGAAAGUAUUCAGACCCCUUGACUUUUUCCACAUUUUGUUACGUUACAGCCUUAUUUUAAAUUGAUUAAAUAAAACAUUUUCUUCAUCAAGCUACACACAAUACCCAAUAAUGACAAAGCAAAACAGGUUUUUAGAUUUUUUUGCAGAUUUAUAAAAAAUAGAAACACCUUAUUUACAUAACUAUUCAGAUCCUUUGCUAUGAGACUCAAAAUUGAGCUCAGGUGCAUCCUGUUUCAAUUGAUCAUCCUUGAGAUGUUUCGUCAACUUGAUUGGAGUCCACCUGUGGUAAAUUCAGUUGAUUGGAUAUGAUUUGGAAAAACACACACCUGUCUAUAUAAGGUCCCACAGUUGACAGUGCAUGUCAGAGCAAAAACCAAGCCAUGAGGUCGAAGGAAUUGUCCGUAGAGCUCCGAGACAGGAUUGUGUCGAGGCACAGAUCUGGGGAAGGGUACCAAAAAAUGUCUGCAGUAUUGAAGGUCCCCAAGAACAUAGUGGCCUCCAUCAUUCUUAAAUGGAAGAAGUUUGGAACCACCAAGACCCUUCCUAGAGCUGGCCACCCGGCCAAACUGAGCAAUUGGGGGAGAAGGGCCUUGGUCAGGGAGAUGACUAAGAACCCGAUGGUCACUCUGACAGAGCUCCAGAGUUCCUCUGUGGAGAUGGGAGAACCUUCCAGAAGGACAACCAUCUCUGCAGCACCACCAAUCAGGCCUUUAUGCUAGAGUGGCCAGACCGAAGCCGAUCCUCAGUAAAAGGAACAUGACAGUCCGCUUGGAGUUGGCCAAAAGGCACCUAAAGACUCUCAGAUCAUGAGAAAGAAGAUUCUCUGAUCUGAUGAAACCAAGAUUGAACUCUUUGGCCUGAAUGCCAAGCAUCACGUCUGGAGGAAACCUGGCACCAUCCCUACGGUGAAGCAUGGUGGUGGCAGCAUCAUGCUGUGGGGAUGUUUUUCAGUGGCAGAGAUUGAGAGACUAGUCAGGAUCGAGGGAAAGAUGAACGGAGCAAAGUACAGAAGAUCCUUGAUGAAAACCUGCUUCAGAGCGCUCAGGACCUCAGACUGGUGCGAACCUACACCAUCCUACAGUUCAACGACCCUAAGCACACAGCCAAGACAACACUGGAGUGGCUUCAGGACAAGUCUCAAUGUCCUUGAGUGGCCCAGCCAGAGCCCGGACUUAAACCCAAUCAAUUAUUAAUUUUUUUGUCAUUUAGCAGACGCGCAUAUCCAGAGAGACUUACAGUUAGUGAGUGCAUACAUUUUUCAUACUGGCCCCCUGUGGGAAAUGAACCCACAACCCUGGCGUUGCAAGUGCCAUGCUCUACCAACUGAGCUAUAUGGGACUAGUGUCCUGGAGAGACCUGAAAAUAGCUGUGCAGCAACACUGACAGAGCUUGAGAGGGUCUGCAGAGAGGAAUGGGAGAAACUCCCCAAAUACAGGUGUGCCAAGCUUGUAGUGUCAUUCCCAAGAAGACGCUAGGCUGUAAUCACUGCCAAAGGUGCGUCAACAAAGUACGUAUGUAAAUGUGUAUAUUUCAGAUAUGUAUUUUUUUUAUACAUUUGCAAAAAUGUCUAAACCUGUUUUUGCUUUGUCAUUAUGGGGUGUUGUGUGUAGAUUGAUGAGGGAAAAAGUCAAGGGAUCUGAAUACUUUCCGAAUGCACUGUACAUAUAGGUAGGGGUAAAGUGACCAGGCAACAGGAUAGAUAAUAGACUGAGCUGUAGAAGCAUGUGGUGUGUGUGGCGUGAUUGUGUGCUAUUUAUUUGUGUGCGCAUAAUGUGUGUGUGUGUGUGUGUGUGUGUGUGUUGGUAUCAGUUCAAGUAUGUGUGGGGGUGGAGUCCAGUGUAUGCAUAGUCAGGUGCAAUAGAGUUAGGGUAGCCAUUUGAUUAGGUAUUUAGCAGUCUUAAGGCUUGGGGGUAGAAACUGUUCAGGGUCCUGUUGGUUUCAGACUUGGUGCACUGGUACCGCUUGCCGUGCGGUAGCAGAGAGAACAGUCUGUGGUUUGGGUGGCUGGAGUCUUUGACCAUUUUUUUGGGCCAUCCUCUGACACCGCCUGGUACAGAGGUCCUGGAUGGCAGGGGAGCUUGGGUUCAGUGAUGUACUGGGCUGUACUCACCACCCUCUGACACCGCCUGGUACAGAGGUCCUGGAUGGCAGGGGAGCUUGGGUCCAGUGAUGUACUGGGCUGUACUCACCACCCUCUGACACCGCCUGGUACAGAGGUCCUGGAUGGCAGGGGAGCUUGGGUUCAGUGAUGUACUGGGCUGUACUCACCACCCUCUGACACCGCCUGGUACAGAGGUCCUGGAUGGCAGGGGAGCUUGGGUUCAGUGAUGUACUGGGCUGUACUCACCACCCUCUGUAGCGCCUUGCGGUCGGUUGCCUUGCAGUUGCCAUACCAAGCGGUGAUGCAGCCAGUCAAGAUGCCAAAUCUUUUCAGCCUCCUGAGGGGGAAGAGGUGCUGUCAUGCCCUCUUCAUGACUGUGUUGGUGUGUGUGGACCAUUUUAAUUCCUUAGUGAUGUGGACAGCGAGGAACUUGGAAGAUCUCAACCCGCUCCACUACAGCUCCAUCGAUGUGGAUGGAUAUGUGGAUUAGGGGUGGGAAUUGCCAGGGAACUCACGAUAUUAUCACGAUACUUGUCGAUUCAAUACUGUGAUUUUAUUGCGAUUCGAUGUUCCAAACAUAUUGCUUACCAUACGUCUGCUGCAGGGGAACAAGAUAAAUAAAAGUGCAAAAAACAAAUUGGCCCCCUAUUUUAAAAGAAGAUGGAGAACAAGCUAUGAAGGAAAAAUAUUGUAGUUUUGGUGCAGGUACAGCCAAGUACUGCAAAAAUGAUAUUGCAACAUUGUCAAAGCGAUACGACACAAUUUAUUGUCAAAAAUAAUUUCCAGAUAUGUAACCCUUUGACAAAUGUCCCUGCAGCUAGCGUCAAUAGAACUAGCCUAGCUAUUAGCCAUCUUACCUCUCUAGGAUGAGUUAAUGUAAGUUAAUGAAAUAAUCUCGGAGCAGUUGAUUUAUGGAGCCCAAUGAUUUUUCAAAAUUUUUAUGCCCUAUUAUAAAGGCUCAUUUGUAUUUAUUUAUUCUUCCUCUCUCUCUCCCUGAAGCGGAGUGCACCCAUACCAUAUCCUUUGGGAGCGGAUUCAUGAUGGAUGUCUCGCUAGCGUGGUUGCCAGGCAGCAGAGGUAAGCUGUUUCCACAGCAGCGGUUGCUGACGGUUGCCAGUGAACCCCCUCUACACCUCAGAUCAUCUUGAAGUGUUCCGCGUGUCAUGUCUACUCCCCUUUCACAUGCCUGUUCUCUGUUUGAUGCUUUGUCCUCCCCCCCCCUCCACUCAAUCUGUCUUAAAAACACGAGGCAGAUGCAAAUGUGUUAUCAUGUGGCCUGACUUCAGCAAGCGUGGCAGGACUAACACGAUGCACUCAUUGCAGUUCCCAUACUUGCCUGCGGGGGCGACGAUUGCAGAAUCCAUUUGUAUGCGCAGUGCAAUGGACAGGUAAGCUCAAGUAGCUGACUGUAUGGGCCAACAAAUAAAGGUAAUGUCGUGUUAACAUGAAUACAUUGAAUAUGUUGGGUUUACGAUGUGUAAACAUAUUUUUUGACAUUGAUGCUGACCUUCUUUUCCUGUGUCUCUGACAGUUCAGGAAAGUCCUCUCCUUGCAAGGGCAUGAGGAUUGGAUCCGUGGUGUGGAGUGGGCCUGUGUAGGUGAGGACCACACCAGUGUUUUAACCAUUUGUUUCUUCAUUGCCUUGUUUUAUCUGGCGUGACUUGUGUAGUUCAUACAUAAAUCUGUCAAAUAAUCAGAGAUGGUAUGAGAAAAUGAGUUUCUGGUAUAAUCUGUAUAUCCUGCUGGCUAGUUGUGGUUGUGUAACCCACUCCAGAGGUACUCCAGCAGUGCUCUGUUAAGGGCUACAUCACAAAUGGCACCCUAUGCUUGGCCCUGGUCAAAAGUAGUGCACUAUUCAGGGCAUAGGGUGCCAUUUGUGAUGCACACCAGGGUUUGUAAAAGCUAUUUCAUCUCCUUCACCGACCCUCGUCACUGGACUCAUCCCACUCAGUUGAUGACUUACUCCAAGCUGGUCGGCCAGUAGUGUCAGAGAGAGGCUGCGUCCCAAAUGGCACCCUUUUCCCUAUAUAGUGCACUACUUUUUGACUGGUCAAAAGUAGUGCACUCUAUAGGGAAUAUGGUGCCAUUUGGGAUGCAGUCAGAGAUUCAUUUAUAUGCACCAGCCCCACAGGCAUUGCAAAAUCACUCUCCAGUCUCUCUCCACUAUAAAAGGGUAAAAGAAAAAUGAAAAUUCAUCAUUUUAUGACUGGGAUGUCUGUUUAAUUAGAUUUUACUUUUGUAGACGGACGUCUUUCCAUAAUGCAUGAAACGGCUGCAGCAUGGCCCAGUCAAUGCUUUAGUUGUGCCCCUCGCUCUCAGAUAUACUGUACCCUUCAAGCAGCUAUCUCCACAGCCCUGUCUUUGAGAUCAGUCUUUUUAAUUACAACCCUCGUAAGGACAUGGUUCAACCGAGGUUUUGACAGUCUGUGGUGACUAAAGGUCCCCUCUUGUCACAGGAGUAGGGGUGUUAACCCUGGUGUCCUGGCUUAAGUCCCAACCCGGCCCCCUCAUACUACCAUGGCCACCUAAUCACCCCCUUUCUUUCAACCUCUCUCUCUUCCCCAGGUAGUCGUAGUUGGAAAAAUUGUAUUCUCAGCCGUCUUACCUAGAGUGCAUCUGAAAUGGCACCCUAUUCCCUCUAUAAAGCCCUCCUAUUGCUCAGAGGAUAUAGGGAAUAGAUCAAAUGAAGUGACAAUAACGAGUCUCCAUCGGGUCUCCCUUGUCAAAGAUGUCUUCUGACCUCAACGGGACUUCCUGAAAUAAAUAAAGGUUAAAUAAAAAUCAACUAAUGUCUACCUCCAUGCUGGACAGAUGGGGAUCUGUUACUGGCCAGCUGUGCUCAGGACUGUCUGAUCAGGGUGUGGAGGCUGGUUGCCAAGUCUGGGCCAGAGAGAAACACGCAGGAUGAACGCACCAUUAGGAUGACUGAAGAUGUCUUUACACUGACAGAAAACGGUGAGCGGACAUUCAUUAUCAGGUUUCGUUAGAAAAAUGUGUUCAUUAGAAUUAUUUCAUUAUAAAAAAUGCAUGAUUAAAUCAAAACAUCAGGUUUGAGUCACUUUCACAGGACAAUGAAUGUCUGUCUAGCAAGAAGAAUCAAGAAUCACAUGAUCAUUAAUGUGAAUGUCAUCAUUGUCAGUGUUCAUUGGAUUGAUGCCUUACUAUUUAAAUGUAGUAUUAUUAUUUUAAUCAGGGGGCAUUUGGAUUGUUCAAUCCCUGGCAACAACCGUACAAUUCUAAAACAUGCCUUUUAACUGAAUAAGUUAUCACACAAAUGUGGAUGGAGUUUGUGAUUGUACAAUCAUACCGUUGUACUUUAGAUUAAUGUAUGCAUGUUGUCUUUUUGCCCCAGAUGCCUCCUCAGCGUUUGCAGUGACGCUAGAGUCAGUCCUGGCCGGCCACGAGAACAAGGUCUAUGGAGUCCACUGGCAGCCCCCUGUCAUCAAA
Molecule: messenger RNA, 7548 nt
Organism: Coregonus sp. 'balchen'
Lineage: Eukaryota; Metazoa; Chordata; Actinopteri; Salmoniformes; Salmonidae
Source: the annotation of a GenBank genome assembly